CAGAGCAGACGACAAUCUUAGUUGUCUAUUGCUUUACACGUGUACAGCUGUCAUUCAUUUUCAUUGUCAAUUUUCAGACCUUUCAUUGGAUACCAUGCAUUGUUUUUCCACUUAAAAUCACGCUUCGGCUUUACACUAGUGGAAUAUCUUCGAUGGGAUCACAUUUCUUUUGUUUUUAAAGUAGUUUUAUUAGUUGGGAUUCAAGUACUUUAAAAUGAGACCUCUAGAAACAGAAAUGGGCAGUGAAGAGGAACUUAGGUUAAGGAUUUCUUUGUCACCAAACAAUAAAGACUGCAGUACAGGAAUGACUUCUGGGAAAACAGGCUUAAGGCAUCCAACUGCAAUUGUGUUGAUGAUAUUUUGGUACAUAUUUAGUGCAUUUAACCUCUUUGCAAACAAGUAUGUUAUAUCAUACUUAAAAGGAGAUCCUGCUCUACUUGCUAUGAGUCAAAUGCUUAUGUGCAUGUGCCUUGGCUUUCUCCAGCUUAGAUAUUCGUGUGGGCUAUUUGUUAGUCGCCAAACAAGUGGUGGAUGGUCAUCUAUUCACAGGAAUAAACUCAUUCAAAGACCAAUGUUAAUAUUGGGGAGCUUAAGGUUCACUACUCUGGUCCUAGGACUGACAUCUUUAAAUUACGUUCCUGUAUCUUUUGCAGAGACAAUUAAGAGCUCUGCACCAAUGUUUACUGUGGUUAUUUCAUCGAUUUUCACAGGAGAAAAAACUGGAAUGUAUGUAAAUCUUUCUCUCAUACCUAUUAUGGGGGGAUUAGCAUUGUGUUCAGCCACCGAACUUAGUUUUAACAUGCAAGGUUUCAUUGCCGUCUUGUUGACUAAUUUGUCCGAAUGUUUACAGAAUGUCUACUCAAAGGUUUUAUUAAGCAGCGAUCGCCAUAAAUACGGACCGGCAGAGUUGCAGUUCUUUACCAGUUUUGCUUCUUUUGUAAUUCAAAUAAUGGCAAGCUUCUUUCUAAUUGACUGGGCCAAGAUCAUGUUGUCUCCUAUUCUCGUCGGUGCAAUGUUGCUCAAUGGAGCAUUCUUCCAUUUCCAGAGUAUUACCGAGUAUGCACUGUUAGAGCACAUCACUCCAGUCACACACAGUGUGGCCAAUACGGUCAAGAGAGCCUUGCUCAUCUGGCUGUCGAUUAUCCUCUUCGGUAAUGCGAUCAGCCUUUACAGUGGACUUGGUACCCUAGUCGUUAUUGCUGGAGUUUUCGGCUACAACAAAGCAAGACAAUUGGACGCCCAAAGAAUCCAACGUCUAAUCAUGCAGGAAGGCUACCCCCAAAAAAUUGCUCUCUAAAGGGUUUGGCGUGGCUUGAUGAAUUCACGUGAUGGUAUUCCUGUUUGUCCACUCCGUCCUGAAAAACUCACGUUCCCCAUUGUUUUUUGUUUUUUGUGUCUAAUUGUUAAAGAAAUCUUCAAUUCCAAAAUUUAUUGUGGCGAUUCCGUGUUUCCCUCCAAACAAAAACGCACUCUUUUGUCGUCGAAAGUUAUUUAAAGAUAGAACGUGUCGUUCUUUGUCCUAUUCCUCCAUAAAUCAAGAUCGGGGUGCUACCAGUGUUUCUAGAGCAAUGUUGGAUUAGUAAAAUCAAAUACAUUAGUGCUUUUGUUUUUACACAA
Molecule: messenger RNA, 1617 nt
Organism: Daphnia pulicaria
Lineage: Eukaryota; Metazoa; Arthropoda; Branchiopoda; Diplostraca; Daphniidae
Product: solute carrier family 35 member E2A-like
Exons: 7
Coding region: 215-1297 (360 amino acids)
Cellular component (GO): Golgi apparatus
Molecular function (GO): antiporter activity
Source: RefSeq, a predicted model, not a curated record